Rotaria sordida is the source of this 4026-nucleotide messenger RNA. The record is from the annotation of a GenBank genome assembly. Lineage: Eukaryota; Metazoa; Rotifera; Eurotatoria; Philodinida; Philodinidae.
AUGGUUAAAGAAACAACACAUCAGGCGACAUCCACUAUGAAGAACCAUCUCACGUUUUAUGUCAAUGGAAAAGAAAUUAUUGAGCGUCAUGUUGAGCCGGAAUGGACUCUUCUUUGGUAUCUGAGAAAUAAAUUGAAACUUACUGGCUCGAAAUUGGGUUGUGGUGAAGGUGGUUGUGGGGCAUGUACAGUUGUCAUUUCCCGAUUUAUCGAUCGACAUUCUGGUGAAAUUGAACAUCGAACAGUGAAUGGUUGUUUGGCACCUCUCUGUUCUGUUGAUGGAUGUCAUGUCAUCACUGUCGAAGGAUUAGGUUCUGUGAACAAGUCGAAUCUUCAUCCCAUUCAAACUCGUCUAGCUGAACUAUUCGGUUCACAAUGUGGAUUUUGUACACCGGGCAUCGUCAUGUCUCUUUAUGGAACUGUCACAUCAACAACUAAUUCAUUACCGACAAUGCAAGAUAUUGAAGAAUCUUUCGAUGGAAAUCUUUGUCGAUGUACUGGAUAUCGACCGAUUCUCGAUGCUGCGAAAUCAUUCGCAAGUGAUACAAAUAAAUUACCUCACAAAGAAUCGUCACCAUCAAUAUCGACUACAUUCGACAAAUGUAUGUUGUUUGUCAAACAAAAUUCAAUACCUGAUCAAAUCGAAUUCCCUCAAAAACUCAAACAUUAUAUUCCCCAAUCGAUUCAUAUCAAAGGUUCCUUGAUUGAAUGGUAUCGUCCCGUAUCACUCAAUGAACUACUUCAUCUUCGUCAUACUUAUCCAGGUGAUGCAUCAAAACUUGUCUUCGGAAAUACUAGAGUACAAAUCCAGAGAAAAUUUAAACAACUUCAAUGUUCCUGUCUCAUUGCUAUAACACAUAUCGAAGAAUUGCAACAACUCAAGCGAACUACGGAUUCAUUAUAUCUCGGUGCUGGUAUCACAUUUACAUGUUUAAAAUCAAAAUUAAGCGAAUGGUAUAAUGAAAAAAUCAAUGAUGGUGGCAUUUGUCAAGCACUACUCGAUCAACUUCAACGUUUUGCAUCGACACAAAUCCGAAAUGUUGCCUCUCUCGGAGGCAAUAUUAUCAGUGCUUCACCCAUUUCAGACAUCAAUCCAGUGUUACAAGCUGCAGGUGCUGUCCUUGAAUUACAUCGUGCCGAUAGUAGUGCUGUGCGUCAAAUUUCAUUGUGCGAAUUUUUCCUCGGUCAAGGUCGUGUAUCGAUGAUAGAUAAUGAAGUUCUUGUUGCCAUUCGAAUUCCUCUUCCGAAUCCAUCCAGUAAAUCUUUUCUUCGAUCAUACAAACAAUCCCGUCGUCGAGAUGAUUCGAAAGGAAUUGUUAGUGCUGGAUUUCAAGUUGAACUUCAACAAUCAAAUUCAAUUGAUAAUCAAUGGAAUAUUAUUUCAGUUUGUUUUUCAUUCGGUGGAAUGGCAUCGAGAACAAUUAUGACAAAAAAUACUCAACAAGAAUUAGUUGGACUAUCUUGGACGAAAACAACUAUGAAUAAAGCAUGCGAAUUGAUUCUCAAAGAAAUGCCACUUGAUGAAAUGAGUCCAGGUGGACAACCAGAAUAUAGACGCACACUGGUUCAAUCAUUUCUUUUCAAAUUCUAUGCCUAUGUGUGCUUGGAACUGCGCCAAUCAACAGAUGAUUCGAUUCAUCUUUCGAUUGCUUAUCCUUAUCAUCGGCCAAUCUCUCAUGGUCAACAGACAAUACCCGAACGACCUCAAUCCCAGAAAGUCGUCGGUAGUUCAUUGUCACAUCGAUCAGCUUAUUUACACACGACAGGAGAGGCAAUAUAUGGAGAUGACAUGCCAUCGUUGGUCAAUACACUUCAUGCUGCACUUGUUCUCAGCACACAACCCAAUGCUCGAAUCAAACAUAUCGAUAUUGGAGUUGCUUCACAAGUACCUGGCUUCGUGUCAUUCAUCAGUCAUACAGAUGUGCCAGGUUCGAAUAAAUCGGCUACUCCUAUUGAAGAUGAAGAAGUAUUUGCAUCAUCGAUUGCGCAUUGUAUUGGUGCUAUUAUUGGUGUUGUUGUUUGUGAAUCAGAAGAAUCCGCAUAUAUAGCUUCGAAUCUAGUCAAAAUUGAAUAUGAAUUAUUGACUCCGACAAUUUUUACAAUUGAAGAUGCCAUCAUUCAUGAAUCUUACUUUGGUAAUGAAAUCUCUCUUCAACAAGGUGAUAUUGACAAGGGUUUUGCUGAUGCUGAACACACGUUGGAAGCAACAGUAUGGAUCGGUGGUCAAGAACAUUUCUAUAUGGAAACACAGUGUUGUAUGGUCAUACCGUCAAAUGAUGAUCAAGAAGUCACAUUAUAUUUAGCAACCCAAAGUCCAGCCACGGCUCAACAGAUGGUCGCAUUAGCACUUGGGCGACAUGUUAGUCGUAUAACGUGUCAUGUGAAACGAAUUGGUGGCGCAUUUGGCGGUAAAGCUACGCGAUCAAUCCCUCCAUGUAUUGCCAUUGCGGUGGCCGCCGUCAAAGUUGGCCGUCCUGUUCGUUUACAUCUUGAACGUCAUAUUGAUAUGUCCAUUACUGGACAUCGACAUCCAUUCAAGAUCACUUAUAAAGUAGGCUUCACUGAUGAAGGUCGCUUUUCGACACUUGAUAUUCAAAUGUGGAGUAAUGCCGGGUGUUCCUUAGACUUAUCAGAGUCCAUCAUGGAAGUUGCUAUGCUUAAAAUCGACAAUUGCUAUCAAUUUCAUAACAUUCGAAUACGUGGCCGUGUUUGCAAAACACAUUUGCCAUCAAACACAGCCUUUCGUGGUUACGGUGGUCUACAAGCAACAUUGGCAUGUGAAACAAUUGUUGAACAUGUUGCUACAUAUCUCAAGCGUGAUCCGUUUACUAUUCGUCGUCUCAAUUUAUUAAAAGAAGGUGACAUAACUCAUUAUGGACAAAAAUUAGAACAAUGGCAUGUUCCUCGAAUUUUGGAUGAACUUAGUCAAUCAAGUGAUUUUAUUCAACGAAAAUUAAGUGUUGAUGAAUUUAAUCGUACAAAUAAAUAUCGAAAACGUGGUAUAACAAUGAUGCCAGCCAAAUAUGGUAUUGGUUUCUUGGCUCAAUUUUACAAUCAGGCAGGUGCUCUAGUGCAUAUCUACAAAGAUGGUUCAGUAGUAGUUACUCAUGGAGGUGUUGAAUUUGGACAAGGUUUGCAUACAAAAAUGAUAUCAAUAGCUGCCGAAGUAUUGGGUUGUGAUGUUGAUCGAAUACGAAUUAGUGAAACGGCAACGGAUAAAGUUCCCAAUGCAAGUUCAACAGGCGCUUCAGUUUCAUCAGAUCUUAAUGGAAUGGCUGUUCGACACGCAUGUGAACAAAUUCGUGAAAGAUUAAAUAGAUUUCUUGUUGAUAAGAAUAAUGCACAUAUUUCGUGGGAAGAUCUGAUCAACCAAGCAUAUCAUGCUCGUAUCGAUCUGUGUGCACGGGGGUUCUAUGCAACACCUGACAUGUUCGAUGCUGAUUUUAGUCAAAAUCGAGCUACUGUCAAUUAUUUCACACAAGGUGCAGCAGUGACUGAAGUCGAAUUGGAUGCAUUGACAGGUGAUUGGCAUCUGUUGCGUGUUGAUAUCCUCAUGGAUGUUGGCACAUCACUCAAUCCUCAAAUUGAUAUUGGCCAAAUUGAAGGUGCCUUUAUGCAAGGUGUUGGUUUGUUCACCAUGGAAGAACUUAUUUGGGGUGAUAAUAAACGGCAUAGAUGGAUAAAACCGGGUGAAUUAUUUAGUCGAGGACCCGAUACUUACAAAAUACCCUCAUUCAGCGAUAUUCCACUCGACCUACGUGUUUCACUCUUAUCCGAUUCAAAGAAUCCACGAGCUGUCUAUUCAUCAAAGGGCAUUGGUGAACCCCCAAUCUUACUUAGUGCUUCAGCCUUCUUUGCUCUGAAACAAGCAUGUAUUGCCUAUCGAGAACAACAAGGUUUCUCGGACUAUUUUACACUUCAUUCACCAGCUACUGUCGAACGACUUCGAAUGGCCUGUGCCGAUGAGUUUACUCAUCGUGUAUGUCUGGAUGAAUAUCUGACAUUCCAACCCAGAGGCUCCUACUGA